AUGGUAGAGCUAAGAAAUGUUUCACUAACAACUAAGAUAUUGGGUUGGCGCUGUCUCACCUUCAUCGACUUGAAAAAGGCCUUCGACUCAGAUGAGGCGGAAGUGGUCAUGGAAGCCUUGGACAACCUAGGCGUCCCUACUCAGUACAUAAAGAUACUUCGAGAGUUGUACAGCAACUUCACGACCGGGAUUUCGCCAUUCUUCGAGAGUAUCAUCAUUGAUGUGAAGAGGGGGGUCCGACAGGAUAAUACAAUCUCACCCAAAAUAUUCACAACCACCCUCGAGAACGCAAAGCGAAAGUUGGAAUGGGACGACAUGGAAGUGAAGAUUGGUGGUCGGCAGCUACAAUAUUUGCGCUUUGAGGAUGUAGUGAAGAAGUCCAGAACACCCGGCUCCGUACUCACCUCGUCAACAUAA
Messenger RNA from Necator americanus (New World hookworm), 417 nucleotides. RefSeq lists its product as uncharacterized. The transcript has a single exon. The record is from RefSeq and is a predicted model, not a curated record. Bases 1 to 417 code for a protein of 138 amino acids. Lineage: Eukaryota; Metazoa; Nematoda; Chromadorea; Rhabditida; Ancylostomatidae.